AAAAGUUUGUGAAAUACAUUUCCACGAAAUAAUGGGUAAAAUGGUUGAAUGUAAGAAAGCUCAGCCAAAAGAAGUUAUGUUACCUACACAAUUAGCACGUGGACGAGGCUUAGCGAGAGGGGCUUUCGUUACGGAAGAUGGUGAGGUGGUGUGGGAAGUUCCGAAUGAUAUGGUCAAUCUACAGGAUAUGUGCUAUUUACCCAGCAUUCCUGGUUUUGCUGCGUAUGGCCGAGGGAUCCCAGCCUUCAGCCCAGCUGGCUACUAUUAUCCAGGCUUCCCUGGUAUAAGUUACCUGUCAGUUCCUGGAGGAGCUGCUGAUAGAACUACUUCCCCUGCUAUAUAUGCUGAUAUCAAUUCUGCUAAUCAAGCUGCAUUAGCCGCUGCACAAAUUCAAAGAAGUGAAACAUCUCCAUUACCAAUAAGUACUUCUCCGUUACAACGAGAGUCUCUUCAGAGGAAUGCUGGAUUCGCAGCUGCAGCAGCUAUGAUGAGUAAUUUUGCUGGUCAGCCAACAUUUACUACAGCUACAUCACCACGAGGCUAUCCAGGAGCUGGUAGUCCUGGUCCUUUAGAUCUCUAUGCAGCAGCACAGGAAGGAUAUGGAUAUGUUCAGGCUACAAGUCCUCAACCUGCAGGCUUUGCUCCAAACCUUCUCGGCAGGGCCCCAUUGAUAGCUACAAGUUUUCAGAAUGGAUAUCAUUGAUUGAAAGAGACUUAGAUAGAGGAUUUAAAGGUAUUAAGUGGAUCUAUUUUAACUGGGAGAAAUUUUU
Molecule: messenger RNA, 770 nt
Organism: Lottia gigantea (owl limpet)
Lineage: Eukaryota; Metazoa; Mollusca; Gastropoda; Lottiidae
Exons: 8
Coding region: 32-703 (223 amino acids)
Source: RefSeq, a predicted model, not a curated record